Messenger RNA from Formica exsecta, 2171 nucleotides. Its product is annotated as tetraspanin-33-like. The transcript is spliced from 5 exons. NCBI's taxonomy places the organism in Eukaryota, Metazoa, Arthropoda, Insecta, Hymenoptera, Formicidae. The coding region runs from base 343 to 1179 and encodes 278 amino acids. The record is from RefSeq and is a predicted model, not a curated record. Gene Ontology annotation, cellular component: membrane. Gene Ontology annotation, biological process: protein localization to plasma membrane; protein maturation.
AUAAUCUCAUUCAAUAAAUUUUGACAUUUUUGGUAAUAGAAUGAGAAAGUAAAUAACGUGAGUGUAGAAAGUACAAGAAAAACGAACAGAUCUAAAUAAACUACUUGCGUACUGUCAUCGUGGAACGCGGAACAGCUGAUCGCGAGAAACGCGAACACAGGAACGUCAUGACGAGAAACGUCGUAAUGGCGGAACGAGUGGAAGCUAUUGAAGUAUGUUGCAACGACACAAGUUGUGUUUUAUCGCCGUAGGUUGAAGCAACGUCUGUUGUGCUCGAUUGUGUGUGCGCUUCGAGGACACUAAUCACUCGUCGUGAAACCUAUCGAGUCUCUCUCAGACACAAUGAUGAAUAAUCGCAGGCGGAGCAAUAACUUUACAUACGUCAGCUCGUGCGUGAAAUACAUGAUCUUUAUGCUGAAUUUCGUCUUCUGGCUGUUUGGCGGGCUGUUAAUCGGUGUAGGUCUAUAUGCUUUCUUGGAUAAAUGGCAAGCGACUGGAUCUGUCAGAGUGGAAAACGUUUAUGAUGUAGUCUUAAACAUCUCUUUGGUGAUGCUGAUAGCUGGUGGCGUCGUCUUUGUCGUUAGUUUCGCAGGAUGCGUAGGAGCUCUUCGUGAGAACACAUGCCUCCUUAAAUUUUAUUCAUUGUGUCUUCUGGUAUUUUUCCUUCUGGAAAUGGGUGUGGCAAUCGUCGGUUUUGUAUUUCCAACCGCAUUACAGCCUCUUUUGAAACAAUCUUUCACAGAUAAAAUAAUUCAAACAUAUAGAGAAGAUCCAGAUUUGCAAAAUUUCAUUGAUUUUGGGCAGCAAGAGUUCAAAUGUUGCGGCUUAAGCCAAGAGGGAUACCUGGACUGGGGAAAGAAUGAAUAUUUUAAUUGUACUAGCCCUAGUGUAGAGCGUUGCGGCGUCCCAUUCUCUUGUUGCAUAAAUGCUACCGAUAUAUCUAGUGGACUUGUAAAUAUAAUGUGCGGCUACAAGGUCCAGAUGUUACCAAUAUCGGAAGCGAGUAAAAAGGUCUGGACUAGUGGAUGUAUCGAGAUCGUGCGUAGCUGGGCGGAACGCAAUCUCUAUACGAUAGCAGGUAUCGCUCUGGGUAUCGCACUCAGUCAGCUUUUCGUGAUUUAUCUCGCGAAAACGCUGGAAGGCCAAAUCGAAUUGCAAAAGUCCCGCUGGUAUUCCUGAGCUUGACUUCAGGCCACCUACCGUUACCAGAUACAUUCUCCGGCCAACAGGCAGGUGGCCAGCGGCGGCCGAUCGCGCGGAACACAUGACACAGAAACAAAUAUAAAUGCGCGAAUGGCAUUGCUCGUCCUCUUUGCGAUCUUUUUAUACAUACUGUGCAUUCUAUCCCUCAUCAAACUCGUCCUCUAUUUCAAGAAUUACUUUCACCUGUAUGUGAAUAAGGGAUAAUACGUCGUUGAUGAUCGAUGAUAUUCUUUGUCAGCUACUACUGAGGAUGCGUUUACGCGAUCAGGUAUCGAUUAAGAUCUUACAUAGAGAUUAUAUACAUCCAAGUGCAGAGAUGGUGUCCUGCGUAUUUACAAUCAGCAGUAAAAAUUUUUUCUAAUACUUGGGAAAUGUAUUUUUCGCUUACAUACAAUUAAUUGCAUGAUUCAACUUCAUGCUUGCGAAAAAUCAGUGAAUCACAUGUCACGAAGUCAUAUUUUUGUGAAUGCUGUAUGGGACACUGUUGAUGCAUUCCUCUGUAUAUGGAACUGAUGACUUAAAUGCGCUAAAGACAAAAGUGAGAUAUUUACUAUGACUCUGUAAUAUGCAUUUUGUUAAGCAUUUGUAUUGCAUUGCAUUAUGCGAUAUUAUAGAACAAUCUCAAUUUUACAAUUAAAUGUAACUUCUGUUUCUCGAAUAUAAUUUAAUUUUUUUUAUGAAAUUAAUUUGUUAUCUUUGUAUCGAAUGUAUGUUCAUAUAAAAUAUUUUUUCCUUUAUCGUGAUCGAUUUCUUUCUUUUUUUUUGCAAUGGAGAAUUAUUUAAAAAAUAUUUAGAUCUGAUAUAUAUUAUUUUUUUGCAAGAUUUAUUUGCGACAUAUAAAUUCCGUCGUUUUUAGUACAGUUUUUAGCACAGUGACACAAAGUUGUUUUAAUGAUUAACAUUGAUGUACUAUUAAUAAAUGAUAUAGGAGCUUAUUUUAUAGGAAUUCAAAUAUAUUGAUAAUCACA